AUCAUACCUGUAAACUGGAGUGGAUUCUGUAAUUAUUACUUUCAGAAUAUAUAUAUUAUUUUACAUUUCAUUCAGUUUUGUGGAAACGAAGGUAAUUUAAUUGGAUUAUAGACAAGUAUAGUUGAUAAAAACAAAUUUCCACAACAAUCCCAAUGAUGUUGGUUGGAAAGAUAAUAUAUGAAAACUCUGAUAAAUUUGUUGGACAAAAUCUAAAAUGAAGGGGAUCAUAGUAUUGAAUUUAUCUCACUUCUACUCACUGGUCCUAUUACUUUAACAUUAUGGGUAGAUAAAAAUUUGGAGGCGGGUAGAGAUGAAUCUGAUUGGCUUAAUACGACAUGACCUUCAAAUCUCCUCUCAUUCAUUGGGAUUGAUUUCUAAACAUAACAUAGAAAUAUUUCUCAUUAAUGUUGCUGAGUAGAUUUUUGUUCGAAGAUUUAUUUCAGCUUAGAAACAUUGUGAACGAAAAUAUAAAACUCUUUACUGACCUCGAGAUUUAGUGAAGAAUACAGAUUAAGUUGUAACGAAAUUAAAGAUAAAAAUCAUAAUAGUCAUUUUAUUCUCUCAUUUCGUUUAUGAAAUAUUGGAGUUUAUUUUAUAGUGAAUGUGAUAUGCAUAAAUUAUAGAAGCGCCCAUAUUGUCAAUAAUGUUUCCUUUUGUUAAAUAUAUAAUUUUUACACUUUUUAUCGUUAUCAACUACAAUUUAACAUAUGGUCGGAGAGGAUAUUUUAAUCAAUUUAAACGAUUUGAUACUGGUCUUCUAUCAGAAGGCUUACCAAUGUGGCUAGAAAAACGUGAGGAAUUUGAAGCUCCAUAUAGCUAUGAUAGUAUUUCAAGGGCACUGAAAGAUCGCAGUAAUUUGGAACUCGAUGAACUAAAUCGAAUUAUCAGUUACAGCAACAUUAACCAUCCUUUCUUAGAAUAUUUUGAUAGUGAAUUAAAUCCAAGUGUUUAUUCUGAUGAUAUAAUAAAUCGUGAUAUGAGAGCUAAACCUGCUUUUGAAGCGAUAAGUAGUCUACAAAAUAAUGGAUUACGAUCUUAUACGAAUUGGCAACCUGCAAUCAUUGGUUCAGUUUGUGCAGCAUUGGGUGUAUUGGUGAUAGCAGCAAUAGGUACAGCUUAUCAGAAACGUAAACUAUGGAAGCAAACUCGCUUGAGUCAAGAUGAAGAAUUUACAUUAGAGAAUUCAAAUUUACCAGACAAAAUGCUGUCACUUAAUUCGGAGGAUGAUCGUAAACUUGCACAAUCAGCACAAAUGUAUCACUAUCAACAUCAAAAGCAACAAAUGUUAGCGUUAGAAAAAGUUAAUGAUCAUACUAGAAUAAGUGAUGAGGAUGACAGUGAAGAUGAUGUGGAUGAGGGAGAUUUCACAGUUUAUGAAUGUCCAGGGCUCGCUAAUGAUUCCAAGUUAGCGCUUACUUCGUGAUGCAUAAACUCACACCAAUAUUUCACACAUAUUGAAAAGAUAGAUCAUAAUCAACUAGUCAAAUGAGUGUUCAGUGGAUAAACAACAGUCACUAAUCUGUUUCCAUUUUAUGUGACCAUUAUUGAUCGCGUUGUGUCACCAAAAUAACAGUUGAUUGAUAGUAAUUUGAUAUGCCCAUCACGAAAUUAUCACUAAUGAGAACAGACAAAAUCAAGAAAUCAGUGUCUUUUAACUUCAAUCAAUUACAUCUCAUCAGUUUCUCAUUUGUGAACAAAGUCACGUUCGACACCUCCAUUAUUCAGAAGGGUUUAAUUGUUCUUUUAUGAAUUAUGACGGUCAGCAAUAUUUAGUUUUUCUAACGUUCAUUACUAUUUUGGUGUCAGUUGCUUCAAAUGUACAUACACACGUAUAAUAGUUUCCAAUAUAUUAUACGGCUAACAAAUUAGCUCUUCUGCUUGUGUCUGUUAUCCUAUUUAAUUGUGUUUCUCAUACUAGAUAGUUAAGACAAUGCGAAAAGCUGUUGACAUGACUGAUAUGAAGAACAAAGUGGAUUCUAAUUCCAUCAAGUCAUCGACAUUAAUCCAAACCACAUUCGUUACAUAGCCCCAUGCUAUACUUCUUUGAUGUUUUCCGAAAGAAGUGAAAGUAGUCAUUUUCACUGAAUUGGUUCUUCCUUAUCAGAACUGUUCAUCUCCUCAACUUCAAGUCAUAAUUUUUAACGAGUGAUUUCAUGUUUUCCCAUUGACUUUCGAGUCAUUCAACUUCGAUAGUCAAACACCUAUCAUUUAGUAUCAUUCGAGUAAGCACGUUUUGAUUACACAUACUAGGUGAGACGAAAUAUAUACAUUAACCAAAAUUUAGUGUAUUGAGAAGCAAUAUUCGAGUAAAUAGUAGCAGAUCGUUGCAGAGUGAUCAGUUUAGGCUGAAAAAUAAUAUGGAUCUUGGUGGAACUCAGACGACAUUUCUCUCAACUAUCAAUUAGGUUUCAAUUUCAUUGACACGUAUCCUGUCACGAACAACAAUUGUUCGCCCCGAUUGGCAUAUUCACAUCAGACUAUCAAGUUGUACUUCUGACCUUGACAUCACAUUGUAUUGAUUAUUCGGUAUGAAGACACCUUGUUUAAUCAUAAGACACUAAUUAGUAGGACUAACACGAAAAUACACAUAUAUUCGGGUGAUUUUCAUUUCGUUUUUUUCUCAUGAAACAAUACUGAAACCUUUAAAAGUCAGAUAAUUCAUUCAGUGUACCAAAGAAAAUGAAUGAUCAUAUGCAACGCUCAGAUGUGAAUUUACUUAACAUUAGGUUACUUGUUGAUGGCUAAUCAAACAUAGAUUAUCGAUUUUCGAGUUGAAAUUAAUCCGAUCAAUAAUAUGUGGACAUGUUUUAUUGGAGAGUUAUGUGACAUGAACUGUUGUAUAUUCAUUUUAUGAAACCACUGAAGAGGUUCCGGACACGUGGGAAUUCACAAAUUCCUGUAUCCCUGUCUCGUUUAUUGGAAUUACAUGUCAUUGUUUGUGAAUUGUGAUUUAGAUCAUUUUCCUUGAAUGAUUCCGAUUUUCAUUCUUCAACACAAUCUGAAUGAUAAUUUUCAGCAAUAAAUACAGAUUUAGAUGAUACGUGGUCUAUGUGCAUACACAUUUAUUGUUUACAAUGAUUGGGUAAACACUAUUUAUCAUGAUCCAACUUACUGAUUCUGACUUCGGUGGUAGAUCUUGUAGUCUUUUGCUGUACAAAAGUAACUUGUUUCCCUGUUUAAUACCAAUGUUCCUUGAAUGAGUCAAGUAUGUUAUUGGUUGAGAAAGUGUUUUCAAAAUGAUAUUUUACAUCAUUUUUUAAAAGGCUAAUUAUCUUAGACUUAUGUACGGGAGUUGUGAAGAUGGAUGUAAGAUUUAACGAAACCAUGUGUCUGGUUCGUGUUUAUAUCGUGAUCAUCGCCAAAUCACAGAACAGUUGGAGAGGAAAUUCUCAAAGUUCAUUACAAUGAAAUGUUUGAUUGUAGGCUUUUCAUUAUGAAUUUCAUAAACAGUGAAACGCGUACAUAUUCCACACGUCGAUAGUACAGCAUUUGAUACAGUGCAAAUUUGACUGAUUACUUGAGUGAACUACUAACUGGUUGAAUAACGUUUUUGUUACUUUAUUGCAGUCCAUCUAAAAUAAACAACUGUUCUUUCUUGUUCACAUUAUACAUCUUACGAACACUAAACGCUAUUUGUUACUGAAUAAUUGAAAUCAGUAUUUCGUUGGCUGAUUAUCAAUCAAAUUCAUUGUGAAAAUUCAAGGUGCGUCUUCAUCUUCGCUCUCAUACUCUGAAAUAUUCACAGAUUCCAGAUUGUAUAGACUCGAUUAGAAUUCACAACAGACGUAUUUUUUCAAAUAAUUUUCGUUAUUAUUCACACGUUUCAUAAUUCCGUUUGAUUUAAACAAUCAUAGUUACUGACCAUAAAAAAGGUUGUUUACAUAUGACCCUGAACGUUUUGGGUACUCACACUCCGUUUUUUGGUAUACUGAUUGUUGUUCUCAAUAUCACUACCACUAUUGUUUUCUUUUUUGCUCUGUUGCCAUAUUGACAGAUCAUUAAUGUAACUGUUAUAUGCGCUCACAGAUCAUAUUUUUCUCAUUACUGAAUUAUAUAUAGUAUGUUUGGAUUAUACGCUAUACUUAGGAAUUAUUAAUUAUACGUUAUAAUUGUAGACUUAAUGACCCAUCCAACACUCCAUACCCAGCAAUUAACAAGGAACGUAAAAAUUUUUCUUGUGUAGUUCUAGAUUGUGUAUCAUUAUCUAAUUUUAUACAAUAUUAUUUAAUACGUUUGUUACUAUAUAUGAUAAUUGUAUUUUUAGUCUGCCACAGCUUUAAGGCAAGAGCGAUAUUUUUUUACUUCAUAGUAUUAUCGAGUCUGUCCUAGUUGUAACUGAUCAACUGUUAAAAACAGUAUUUGACAAUAACAAACGCCAUGCCACUCGUUUACCGCAUUAAGAAGUCAGCUGAACUAGACAACCUGGUGUUCUACAACAGGACAUAGUAACGACACUAAUCCAAUAAGUGUUACACCGAUAAAAAAUAAAUCAAAUAGUUUCAUUUACCACAUAUUGUAAAACAUUUGAAGACACCUGGCUUGGUUGAGACAUUACUGUAUCUAUCUAAUCAAAACUUCCAACUCCAUUGAAUAAUCAUAACAGUUGAUUUUAAAAUUCUAUCACACUCUGUCAAAUUAUCAUUGAGAUAAUUUAAACUAAAUUGCUCCUUCUUAAUACUUACUUAUUUUAAUAGACUGGUGAAAUCGAAGUCGAAAAUCCUUUCUUCGAUAAUAAUAAUAAUGAUAAUAAUGAAAAGAAUAAUAACGAUAUUGAUAAUGAUAAUGGUGGAGAGAAAGCGUUGAAUACAAGUGGUAGCUCAGGUGAAUUGAUUGGUUGCAGUGAUUUAGAUGAGCACAUUAGUGACUGUGUCAAUAAUGGAUUUGCCGACGAGUUUAGUAAUCUAACAACAAAUACCACCACCAACGGAGAAGUAACAUUGAUCACUACAACUACAACCACUGUACCAACACCGAUACAAUCAGAGAAAUCACAUGCAGCUAGUAAAUAAGUUGUUGUGGAACGAGAAUUAAAUCAACUCCAAUAUUUAAUGCUAAUUAUUAUUUUCAUUGUGUUUUUGCAUGUCGUCUGUUAAUGUGAUUUGUGUAACAGAUUAGAUAAUCUUUUGAAAUUCUACAAUCAUUCAUAUCAUUUUCCAACAUAACAAAUAGUAUCAUUGGUCACUUGUAACGUCAUCCAGUAUACACUGAAGUCUUCGAAGAACAUUUGAAGUAUGGUAAAGUAUAUAAUUUCUUUGUAAUAGAUUUAUCCGGAGACGUUAUUUUUCCCUUCAGGAUACAAACUUUUCCCAUAUUUAUACAUCAUGAUUAGAGGUUUUUAUCAUUUCGUUUGCUGUCACAGAUAACAACGUGCUAAACAUGUCAAUACGUUUUCGUUUUUAUCAAAAUUCAUACAUUUUCAGACACUACAUAUUCAAAGUUUACUGAAAAAUUAUUCAUUCUAAAGUACUUGUCGAAAAGCCAGUUAUUUUUCUAAAUUUUGAAUACUGUACCAAGUAUAUCAUCCUCGCAUUGUGCUGUUUGUUUGUUUGUUUGGUUUAUCUUUGCUUACAUCACUUUUCAUCAAUGUUCUUGUGUGUAUAUGCGUGCAUCUCCGUGUAGAUUCUUGUUUGUAAUAGGUAGUAAUCUGUUGUUCGGUUUAAUUCGUCUUGUUACUUCAAACCACUUUUUGCUACCAUGAAAUUGUGUGUCUUCUGUAAUCAUUAGUUGAAUGUUAUUUCUCAAAUAGAAUAAAUGAUUCCACAGG
Schistosoma intercalatum is the source of this 5764-nucleotide messenger RNA. NCBI's taxonomy places the organism in Eukaryota, Metazoa, Platyhelminthes, Trematoda, Strigeidida, Schistosomatidae. The record is from the annotation of a GenBank genome assembly.